Messenger RNA from Cladocopium goreaui, 5181 nucleotides. The record is from the annotation of a GenBank genome assembly. Lineage: Eukaryota; Dinophyceae; Suessiales; Symbiodiniaceae.
AUGGUCACUCUUUCCACCAUUGUUCAAAGAGUUGAUGUAGAAAACACAACCGAACAUGACCAGGUGAACCCCAAUGGCGAGACUUAUCCGGUGGGUGUUUUCAUCUCGAACUACGCCGCCUCCUGGGCCGCCCAAUAUUUGGGAGCAGCCCUCAUACAGGACGUCUUGGGAUACAAUGUGACACUCAACGCUGAUGCACCAGGGAGUGGAAGCGUUGCUGGAUAUUAUAGUGUCACCGGUUGUCGUAAUCCCAGCAACACUUCAGAUCGCGGUUGUAUGCAAGGCGUGAGCUACUACCAUGUCCAUUUCGAGAGCUGGUUUGGAUAUCAAUCUGAUUGGGAAUUCAUUCGGAAGACCUACAGCUCUAUGGCUCCCAAGAGUCUGGGCAACAUGGGAUACAUGGGAUUUACAUCGAUCUACUUACCGAAACCAGUUCAGGCGCAAGCUUACGCGGCGGAUGGCUUGGCACUCCAAUACUUCCGCAGUUGGAAUGCCUCCUGGAACCAGCCUUCGAAAUACUUCGGUUUGAUCUCAUCGGUCGACACCUCCAAGUUGAUGCCUUGCAAUGCGUCGGUCAUGACGGAUGACGGUGCCAUGAGGCGUCAUGUCCGUUUCACGGGCGAUUCCGAUGGGGUUGUCAUCAACAACGAUCUAUAUACAGGACGAUGUGACGACGGCUUUUGGUGGACUGCUCCAAGUUGUCGAGCGAACGCAUCGCGAUGCGUUGGGUUCAUUACUGGAGGUAGUGGUUGGGGAGCAGAGGAAAUGAUGCAGAAGUUCACGGUUUGGAACAUGCCCCUGGCAGUUGGAGUUGCAGCAUCAUGGGGUGACUAUACCCAAUUGCCCCUCUCAGGUGAGCACACCUUUUAUUGGUGGACCCCAGACCCGACUUUCUUGGAGCUUGCGCCACUGCCUCUGCAAUUCCCGCCUAACAAUGCUAGGGAGUUUGCCCAGAACAUCCUGACAUCAUCGGGCAGCUCAACGUCCAUUGACACCAUCGUAAGUCAGGACCUGGCUAUCCUCGCACCCACCGUUGAGAAAUUUGCGGACAAGCUGCAGCUGACCCUGAGCCAAAUGGAUGAGAUCCUCUUAGAUCAGAAGAACACUGGUGAUUCUUGGGAGAAUGUGACCUGCAGAUGGAUCUUGGCAAAUCGAGCCACGUGGCAGAAAUGGAUUCCAGAUGAAAGUGAAUGUGCCCCCGGCUUUGGUCUCUUUGACCAGAUACUCUCGGAGUUCACCGACACACGGGUGAACGUGACAAACAAGAUCAUUUGUGAGGCUUGUCCUCCCGGAACGUUCUCGCAGAUGAUGUCAGACGACAACGGCGACACCUACAUCUGCGUGCCAUGUGACAAGGGUACAAGCCAACCCUCUGGUGCAGCACUGACCUGCACACCGUGCAAGUCAGGUGAGUACCAAGAUGAAAUUCGCAGCACCGAAUGCAAUCGUUGCGCCAUUGGUAUGUAUCAGGACGAGGAGGGUCAACUGGGAUGCAAGAGUUGCCCGAGUUCCACCAGCACCCUUGGCUUUGGAUCAGUUGCUCCAAGCGAUUGUGGGUGUCCCGAGAACUACAUUGACAUGGACCGGUCAGGAGGCUUCGAGUGUGUCCAGUGCAGUGUGGGAAUGACAUGCCCCGCUCUAUCUUCGUUGGUUGACUUGGAGAGUGGAACCAGCGUUUUGGGGGAGGAGUUCACUCCAAAGAUUCAGCAGGGUUUCUAUUCCAUUGCAGGUUCUUCAACUUCAACGGAGGUCUUCAAAUGCCGUAGCCCUGUGUCUUGUCCCGGUGGCCCGCCUGGCACUUGCGCUGGUGGGCUCGUUGGCACUCCUUGCUCGCAAUGUCCAGCAGGGGCCACGUGGACCGGAAGUGAAUGCGAGGAUUGCGCUGGGUGGCGUCAAGCUCUAUGGGUCUUCGCAGUGGUUGGCAUUUUCGCAUUCUUGACUGUGGCGUAUUAUCUCGCUACAUCCAAGGUCACAGCGAAAGCCACCGUGCUUUUCGCCACAACGGCUUCAUUUGGCAUGCUUGUGAUGGCAAUGCAAAACAUGGGUCUCAUUGGCAUGAUGACUGUCGAGUGGCCAGUGAGCCUUGAAGGGCUGUUCAGCAUUUGCCAAUUCCUCCUGCUUGACAUUGACAGCUACGGGUUUUCCUGCAUUGCCGGCCAGUCUGAACCCAUCCGCUACUUGCUGAGCGCCUUGAUCUUCCCAAGUGGUGUCGCAUGGCUGGCGCUUUGCUUUGCUGUGUCAAAGCUCUUCCCAAAAAAGCACCAGUGGGAAGGGCCCAAGGUGUGCAGUACAAUGGGAGCUUUCCUGCAGGUUGGAUUCAGCACAAUGAGUGCAACAUCGUUGGCUCCCAUGAUGUGCUACCAGCAUCCGAACGGCCAGCGAAGCAUCAUGAAGUAUCCUGGCGUCAUUUGCGGAUCUGCAGAGCACGAUAUGAUGUUAGUCAUCGCAUGGAUCUUGCUGGUGGUGUUUGUCUUUGGCUUCGUGGCGUUGUGCGCCUUUGCCGUCUUCAUGGUGCCACGGUGGAGUGCCAAGCGGCAGAACCACUUUGUUGCCUGUGCCCGCUUCCUGGUGUUUCGCUUCCGCCUGGCUCAAGGUUGGCUCAAGGCUUUCGGGGUUCUCUUCGGGACCUUGGGUCUGGGAUUCUGUGCUUGCGGAAGGGUUGGUUCCCUUUUCCGUGGCGUCACUUCUGGAAUCCUCUCUCUGGUGUGUCAGUCCUUAGGUGGGUCUGAGUUCUUGCUCUGGGCGUGUUUUGUCUUCUCCGUCGGCGGUGUCCUGGCCGGGGUUGGUUGGUGGCAUGCUCGCGCUGUUUCUCUCGGGCUUUCCCCGUCUGGGCCUGCUCGGGCUUUGGUUCCGUGUCGCUGGGUUGGUCGCUGUCGGGUGCCAGGGCCUGGUCACGGUUGGAGGCGGAGGUGGCAUGGUUUCUGUCUUCGUCGUACUCGCUCGGUGUCUGGUCGUGUUUCGGUUGGUGCCGGGGACCCCGAUCCUUCCCCCUCUCCUGGCCUUAACCGCCUCUGUCGGGGGGGAGGAAUGUCUGAAAAGGAUUUGUUGACUAGCCUCCAAGCGUUGUUGACGAAAUUCUGCGAUCCUGGUGAUGGACCUCGUAACCCUGCUUCCGGUUCUGGUAACUCCUCUUCCACCCCCGGUAAGGGAAAGGGUAAGUUCAAGGGGAAGACUGCUGGGGUUGUUUCCGGUUCGGGGAAAGGGAUCACUCGAAGUUUCCCUGGGGGGACUAGUGGUAAGGGUACCACCAAAGGCACGUACAAGAAAGAUUCCCCUGGCACCAAUGGGGAAGAGGCACUCUUGAGUGCCUUAAUGAGACUGGUGGAGAGGUCUAGUAAGACUCAGGGCACAGGGUUGUUGCAACGGCUUCACAGUUUGGUCAAUGCAGCUACCAAAGGGCAGGGCUUGGCCAAAAAGCGGCGAACUAAAAAGAAACAGAGGACAACUGCGGCCAUGGACACAGCUAAAUCAAACACUCCUGCGUCUCUAAGACGAGGCAAAGGCAAAGGUAAGGGUUCACAUAGUGAAACAAAGGUCGACAAAGCAGGUGUACAGAGCAGUGGUUUCCAGCCUGUCCGCCUGCUCCCCGCAGGCUGGCCUGAUAAGGCUGCCAUGAACGUAGGGAAGUUACGUGAAACUCUAGCUAAGGGACAGUCACCGCAAGGUUGUGUCACCUGGGCAAUGGAACACCAGGUUCCUGAACUUCGCAAUUUGGCUCAGGUGCAUGGCAUCAAGAAAGCUUUCGCUAUCGUUUGUCUUGCCAGACCAGGCCAAAAUGAAGCACCGCACUCAGGUGGCGUCAAGCGGCUCUUGCCGACCACUGACAAAGAGGGACGGGCCGGUCUUGGACAUUUCUGGACCUUUCCCUUAGCCGAACAGUUUCCUGUUUUGCCUAGCUGUAGCAUGUCAUCCAGUGCUGCUCCAGUUCAAAGGUUCCGAAUUGGGGGUGGUGCCUCCCUGGGUCUUAUUGGUGAGGAUGCUCCGGAAGGGAGUAGACCUAAGGUUUGGCAAGUUGCUGGGGUCCCCAGUAAGUGGAACUCGCAAGACCUCCAAAGGUGUUUGGAAGCAGCUGAUUUUCAAGACACCACGGUUUUGCGCCGGACGUCAGCUCGGGUCCGUCAACUGUUGCUCCUCUCCCUGACCUCGACGUGUCAGGAGACCACGACAACUGCUGGAGGAUUCACUGUCUAUAAGCAGAAGUGCCUGGACUGUGGCGUCAGCAUGUACCGUGGUGAUGAGCGCUACAAGGGCAACAUGAGUCCUAAGGAAAGCGCACUGAAGGCCCUGGCUGGGUGGCGUGCUCAGCGUAAAAACCUCAGUGAGAAAGCAGAUGGAACAACCAUGACAUUGAGGGGAAGAAGAGGCGAACGGGUUGGUGAGGAUCAUUCAGUUGCUUGGGCACAACUGGGCCUACCCGCUUUCCCCAAAGUGAACUCUGAGUCCACAAGUUGGAAAUUUCAGAAGUGCCGCAAAAGCACGUGUCAGUCUGUGACCUCUGAAGAAGCUGCUGAGGCUUGGAGACGGGCCGCGAGUCCUCAGACCCAGUGGGAAAGUGUGCUUCAGUCUGAAGCUGAAGAUGUGUGGCAAGUUACUCGUGACAUGCGCUCCAAGGCUGAAGGCCCUGAUAACGUGUCAGCCCAAGCUUUGGAUUCCAUGCCACCUGAAGGUCUUAGGGCUGUUGAAAGACCAGUGGUUGGGUCAAAAGCGAUGGGUCAGUUUCGCUGGGAGUGUUUCGCCCGAGUGCUUAGGUGGUUGCAGACGGAUCGAAGGGAUGCUGACAUUGGUCGUCAUAUCAACUUGCAGGAUCAGAUUGAUGCGGUGAUGAUGGGUGGCAUGAGAACGGCCGCUAGCACGCGGUGGGCAGGGAAUUUUGAAGAAGUUACGGAAGCCGGUGACAUGGUGCAUGUACAGUUGCUGGUUCCCUUUGCAGCUGGCCUCGUCGAUUUCGCCACUUGUAUGUUGCGGCAGCCAAUGAUACGCUUCCGCCUGGACUCGUGGUGGUUUGGCGUGCCAUUGCUUGUUCGAGGUCCACUGAUCAACUUGCCAGUGGUAGCGGCCACUGACUAUCCGCCAAUCCAGGUUGUCGUGAUCGCGAUGGUUUUGACGACCGGCAUGGCAGCUUCCAUGCAAGAUGGAGGCUCACCAGAGUUGACAUUCAAUCAGAGAGACCGACAUACAUGA